This is a messenger RNA of Penaeus indicus, 1222 nucleotides long. Its product is annotated as synaptojanin-1-like. NCBI's taxonomy places the organism in Eukaryota, Metazoa, Arthropoda, Malacostraca, Decapoda, Penaeidae. The record is from RefSeq and is a predicted model, not a curated record. The coding region runs from base 611 to 1222 and encodes 203 amino acids. The transcript has 4 exons.
CAGGUCCUCACUGGUUCUGGUUAGUCGUUCGCUAACCCUCACUGCAGUUCUCUUCCGAGCUUCUCUUCCAUCCAUUUCGUGAAAAGUCGUUCGGAAAUGGUCGCUUUCGUUUACUUCUGCAACUUUAUUUUACCGUAUUCCGUUUAGAAUACGGUUUACAUUUCGUUUUCAUGUUUUAAUCUUCAUUUUCCAUUCUCGUAAACGUUUCCCUCAAAGUCAUGCCAGUGAAGUCGUUCGGACGUCGUUCCCAUACGACCAUUUUUUCUCUCUCCAAAUUGUGCGGUUGUAAUUCGUUUCUUAGAGUCGUUCCAACGCUAUCUUUCUUCCCCGAAAGUCGUAACUAAGUAUCAUUUCUUCUCCAGUUCGUGUAAUUGCGAUCCUGGUCGUUCGUCUGGUCGUUCGAUCGCGACGACCCUCCGAGCACGCAGCCGUAGUACAUGUUCGAAACACUCACCUUGACCCAAACUUAGGUUUCUCUUUCUCUUCGCCUUGCCAUCGUAACUCCCUGGCUGGCAAUUAAUAGCCUCAUAUAAAGUAAUCAUGAUAAUCAUAGAUUGAUUUAGUAUCCUCCUGAUCGCCGCCAUAAUCCGAUUAAAGGAAACCUACCCAAAUGCCUUCCAAGUGGAACGGCCUCCGAACGAUCUUGUCGCCCGACGGACUCGAUGCGACGAGACGAGGGACGACGAUGGCUUCGCUCGCCCUUCGUCUCUACCAGAAAACAGACCCCAAGGCCGACUUUGCCGUGUUACUGGAGAACAAGAAGACGAAGAACAGCCUCCUCUUCCAGGCAGGGACAGUAGCGACCUUAUCUCAACCAGAGACAGAUGCCAUCAGAGGCGACUAUUAUGGAAGGUUGCUGGAUGCAUAUGCCUGUCUUGGGGUGCUCCAAGUUUGCCCCCGAGAGAACACGCAGCUGUACCUGGUUGUGGUCACAAAAUGUGUCAAGGUGUGCAAUUUCCAAAGUUCGUCCGUCUACAAGAUACAGGAAAUUGACAUUCUCUCACUACAUGCCAUGAGACCACAGAACUACAAGUCACAGGUUGGAUGUAAAAAGUGGCGCGCACUAGUCGCCAGGACACGAAAAUACGAGAUGAUCGAGUGUGCGGUCCAAAAAUGGUCAAAUGCAUAUUCUUUUGUCUACACUUUCUAUACUUUUUAUUUGAGUAAUGAGGAUUGGGAAAGAACGGGAUUAAAGAUGGGAAUAAAUAUUAAGCGGCUGUGA